This is a messenger RNA of Phialemonium atrogriseum, 2017 nucleotides long. RefSeq lists its product as uncharacterized. The record is from RefSeq and is a predicted model, not a curated record. The transcript has a single exon. NCBI's taxonomy places the organism in Eukaryota, Fungi, Ascomycota, Sordariomycetes, Cephalothecales, Cephalothecaceae. Bases 354 to 1535 code for a protein of 393 amino acids.
GGAUUGAGUUAAUAGCCGCGUCCCAGCCCAACGACGCGAAACGGGCCAAGUUGAAUCGGUAUCCCCGGUUCAAUGGUUCUAAUUCAUCCUGUCCCAACUGUGCAGACAUCCUGGAGCCGAAUUGCCUAGCGCUCUCGGUCCCGUUGUUGACGGCUGUUACUAGGAACGGGACUUGUCCCAUGGUCUCGGAUCUCCGUCCCAAUUCUAGCUCAUUGGCUUGUCCUUUGCUUUAGUGCUUGGUCCCACUUUAGCCUGAACCUGCAACACCCUGCCCCAGAAUACCUGCGUCUGAGCAUCGUCCGCAUUCUCGGUGUCUGAUUCCUCAGGCAGAGUCGCUCGAGGCUAAGGCAGGCAUGGCUGCGGCCCGGCCCGAACCGACAACACCGAGGAAGAACCGGCCCGAUUCGGUGGACAAGAUCAUUUGCAACCUCAACCUCGAAUAUAAUCUUGCCAUUGAGCUUCCGGACAAGUCGCUCACCCCGUCCCAUCGGAGACAACGCGCCAGGUUUGAUGCGGGCUUCGACCUCUGCGACAAGAUCUACAGAGGCAUCCACUUUCUCUACUAUCAAAACGAGACAGCCUUGUCCAAUGUCCUUCAUUCUUUCCACUAUGAGUCCAAGGCGGCGUGUCAGAAAUGGGUGCCUAAGCCAAGGGCAGAUCCCGAUUCCCUGCCCUCUUCUACUGAUGCCUGCAGAGCUAGCUCUCCCGGUGAGCGGCUUGAGCUGCAAACACUCCUGUUGGGGCUCAUCGAUCGGCUCAAAGCUUCUCUUCAACAACCCCGCUUGACAAUGGCCCCGGUAGUCGAGGAUCAGCCUGAUGGUUAUACGAGCGUCUCGCCGCCGUCCAAGUCCAAGCGGCCGGCCCGUGAAAAGCCAGAUGGAUCCAUCAAGAGGGUCAAAGGUGGCCAACAACAGCAGCAGGAGGAGGAGGAGGAGGAGGCUCAACAGCUCUUCGACGCCAUUGAUGAGGUACCUGUGCGGCAGAAGGUUGGAAUAUCAAGGCUCCCAGAUCCGAGGCCAAACUCGGGGGCAUUGACGGCGCGUUCAACCUUGAUGCGGAAUCUUGACACGUCCCUUUACAGGGCCUCGGAAAACACCAGCAAGGUGUCAAUGUUCCCCUCGAUCUUCUCGGAGGAUGGCACCCCGCCUGAUACCCAAAGCACAGUUGAGGCGACCAGGGAAGAGAAGAAAAGACUGGCAGUCUAUGCAUCUUCCCAAGACCCUUUCCGGCCAACGUCCUCAAUCUUGCGUGCCUUAGCCGAAUCGGUCUCCUGCUCCGAAGAGACUAGGGUAGACGGUAGAGCACUAGACCAAAAUGCGUCGCGUGUUACUGCUCAUGUUGGAAAACAGCACAUCACGGGCUUGCCUGGCCCUAGCACCACCUCCCCAAGUGUUUCGGACGUGCCUGAUAUGCCAAUGUCUGAUGAUGGGACGCCGUCUCCACAAACCAAUCACACCGUUUCAGUCGGUGGGCUAGCUUCUCUCGAGGAUCGACUGAAAUCCGUGUGGCGUAAGUUCCUUGCUGGACGAUCCUAGCCAGUGCCUUGGUGCCGCUAUUGCCCUGUUCUGACCAUCGACUAGCCGCUUUCCCGCCAUGGCUUCACAAGGCGCCCCUUGCCGUUGCUUGGGAGGUUACCCGGAUUGCUCUCCACUGCAGCGUUGAUCUUGGAGGCCUUAAUAUGCAAUAUGAUCCUUCGUGGGCGGACCCAGGAUCCCCAAUGAAUGUCCGCAAAAGCCUGUAUCAGCACCUUGACUUUGCUGGCAAGUCUUUUCCAGAGAAGCCCAGCACCGAUGCCUGGGCUGCCAGCCUAGGCGACUUCCGAUCACGCGACAUGGUUGUUGUUCUUUCCAUGUCGAUAGACUUUAAUCAAGCCAAAACCGGCCCUCCCUUCUUCAUUCAGAUGCAGCCGUUGAAAUUGGACUUGGGAUGCCGCCUCAACAGGCACUUUGGGCCCGAUCGUUUCCUCGAAGUCAUCAUGCCCUCGCCGGGUUCCCGGAAGCCUCCGUUCAAGGGCGAG